AUGCCGUUAGCAAAAAUUAUAAAUUAUCAUGCUCCACGAAUCAAACAAAUGUCUCACAAACACCAAAGUUUAUUAAAAGUUUUUCAAUAUCUUGUGUCAACUAGACCAGAAGAAAAAGCUAUUUUGGUUCCCAAUGGUGUAGAAUAUGAAGAAAUUAAUUUUCAAGAUUUGGAUCUUAUUAUCAAUAAAUAUGUUAAUUAUUGGAAUAAACAAUUAGAGAACGAAACCUUGGAGAAAGAUAGUGUGAUUGGUUAUUUAUCAUAA
Messenger RNA from Dentiscutata erythropus, 264 nucleotides. NCBI's taxonomy places the organism in Eukaryota, Fungi, Glomeromycota, Glomeromycetes, Diversisporales, Gigasporaceae. The record is from the annotation of a GenBank genome assembly.